Messenger RNA from Syzygium oleosum, 1236 nucleotides. Its product is annotated as 2-hydroxyisoflavanone dehydratase-like. The coding region runs from base 133 to 1125 and encodes 330 amino acids. The transcript has 3 exons. Gene Ontology annotation, molecular function: hydrolase activity. The record is from RefSeq and is a predicted model, not a curated record. Lineage: Eukaryota; Viridiplantae; Streptophyta; Magnoliopsida; Myrtales; Myrtaceae.
ACCGGAAGGGAAAGUCUUUCUAUAAGUAUUCCUCAUCUGAUCUCCUCGCAUUAUGCCUCUGUAACCACUCCAACUCUCUCUCCUCUUGUCCAUUCAAUAAUAUCACACGCACACAGAAGAACAAAGAAAAUUAUGGGCAGCAUCUGCACUUCCAAAGAGGUUGAAAGAGAGCUCCCUACACUUCUGAGGGUUUACAAGGACGGCACGGUCGAGCGCCUCUCUGGCACUCCAUAUGUCCCGCCUUGCUUGGAGGACCCCAAGACCGGCGUCGCGUCGAAAGACAUCACCAUUCGCGAGGACCCUCUCAUCCGAGCAAGACUCCAUCUCCCAAAACUCGAACCUGUUGAUGAACAGCCUCAGAAGCUCCCUGUCUUGGUCUACUACCACGGCGGCGGCUUCUGCUUCGAAUCCGCCUUCUCUCUGGUCGAGCAUCAGUAUCUCACCACCCUUGUCGCGGAAGCCAAGAUACUCGCCGUCUCCAUUGAGUACAGGUUAGCUCCCGAAUGCCCUAUACCCUCCAUUUACGAUGACUGCUGGGAAGCCCUCCAGUGGGUGGCUUCACACUCGGUCGAAGGUGGAGCCGCCGUGAAAGAGCCGUGGCUGGCUGACCACGGCGACUUCCGCCGUGUCUUCAUUGCCGGCGACAGCGCUGGAGCCAACAUCGCCCACAACGUCCUCAUGAGGGCCGGCCGCGACACUAUAGUUGGUGGCAUAAAGAUAUCCGGCGCUUACCUGACCCACCCCUACUUCUGGGGCUCUGAACCUAUCGGGUCGGAGCCUAAGACAGAUCACGACAAGGAUCUUCCGCACUUGGUCUGGACUUUCUUGUACCCGACGGUGAAGGACGGGAUCGAUAGCCCGAUGAUCAACCCGCUUGCGACCGGGGCCCCUAGCCUGGCGGGCCUCGGGUGCGGGAGGUUGUUGGUGAGCGUGGCGGAGAAGGACCUGCUGAGAGAUAGAGGGUUGAAGUACUGCGAGGCAGUGAAGGAGAGUGGGUUCAAGGGAGAAUUGGAGGUGGUGGAGGUCGAAGGAGAAGAUCACGCUUUCCAUAUCGUGACUUAUGAGAAGGAGAGCGCCCUGGUCCUGAUCAAACGGCUGGCUGCUUUUCUCAACAAAAGUUGCUAGCUUGUUUGCUCCAUUUUCGUUUGACCUUUUACAAGGUUGUUCAUGUGUGCCUUGUCAACAUCAGUUCCUGGAAAAAUGGAAACGUAAGCGUUGAUUUCGCUGUUCUAUGUA